AGUUAAAUUUACCCCUUCUGUUACUAAUUUCACCAAAAUUAUCCCUCAUUAGAUUGAAUCCCCAAAAUUGACCCAAUUACCCGAAUUUAAAAAAAAACCCUAUUCCCUAUUUUUAACUCAAUGACCCGACCCCUCUAAGAUAACCCGAUUAACCCAAUUAACCCAAUGCCCUAUUACCCAUUCCGGUUAAGUGUUCAGGAAUGCCUCGACAUUUACCGUAGAAAUGUAGAUAAAGAGAGAAAAUACAAAGCUGAGCUGCAUCUGUCAUUAGCUGAGGCUGAUGCAGAAAAUUCCAAACUUGUAUAUGUCCUUGCAGAACAAGUUUCUUUGCCAUUGUCGGGAAAGAUGAAAGGUACCCGGAAGCAGAAAUUGGCUAUUAUUGAUCCUGUGUUAAAAGACAUAAGGACAAUAGAUAUGUCACUUGAUUUCAAGAAUAUAAUAGCUAAUAUCAAUCCAAGCUCGGCGAAUCAUUUGAAUGUACAAUUAAAGAGCAUAAGCAAUGAAACACUUGCUAGCUUGACAAGUGAAGUUAAUGUUGGGUUUAGCAAGCACCUGCUGAGAAACCUGCAAAAUUUUCUGGAGUCAACUUCAAGAGAUGGCAGCAAAAAGAUGUUCUUCUGUCUGACUACGUUGAGUCUGCAGAGGUUCAUUAAUGAGAAUGUUCCUGUUAUGUCGGAUGAAACUCCGCCUGAAGAACGAUUCUUGGUAACAGAAGCAUGGACACAUUCUGAUUUUUUGUGUAUAAAUUAUAUUAUGAGUGGCCUGCAGGAUGAUCUGUACAAUGUGUACAGUAAUAUGAAAACCUCAAAAGAACUCUGGGAUGCUUUAGAAAAGAAGUACAAAACAGAGGAUGCCGGAAUGAAGAAGUUUAUUGUGGCAAAGUUUCUGGACUAUAAGAUGAUAGACAGUAAGACCGUCGUCACCCAAGUUCAAGAAUUGCAGGUCAUAAUCCAUGAUCUCCUUGCUGAAGGAUUGGUUGUGAAUGAUGCGUUUCAAGUGGCUGCAAUUAUUGAGAAGUUACCUCCAUUGUGGAAGGACUUCAAAAACUACUUGAAACACAAACGCAAGGAGAUGACUGUUGAAGAUCUCAUGGUAAGGCUGAGAAUCGAAGAGGAUAACAAGGCCGCAGAAAAGAGAUCGCGUGGUAAUUCAGCAAUAUCUGGAGUAAAUAUUGUUGAAGAAGAUCCCACAAAAUCAAAGAAAAGAAAGAAAGCAUCUGGUCCAAAGAGCAAUCCUCCUAAGAAGAAAUUCAAUGGAAGCUGCUUCAACUGUGGCAAACGUGGUCAUAAGGCUACUGAAUGUAGGGGUCCCAAAAAGGACAAGAAGAAGGAUCAAGCAAAUUUGGCUGAAUCCAAAGGAGAGAUGGACGAUCUUUGUGCAAUGCUUUCAGAAUGCAACUUGGUUGGAAAUCCAAGAGAAUGGUGGAUAGAUUCUGGUGCCUCAUGCCAUGUUUGUGCCAACAAAAAAUUAUUUUCAUCAUAUACUCCAGCACCUACAGACGAGAAGUUGUUUAUGGCAAAUUCCGCUGUUGCAAAGGUGGAAGGAACUGGCAAGAUCCUCCUAAAGAUGACAUCAGGCAAGGUGGUGACUUUGAACAGGGUCUCGUAUGUUCCGGAAUUGCGAAAGAACCUAGUUUCUAUACCAGUUCUGACUAAGAAUGGAUUCAAAUGUGUAUUUGUUUCUGAUAAAGUUGUAGUAAGUAAGAAUGAGAUGUAUGUAGGAAAAGGUUACCUCACUGAGGGCCUUUUUAAACUCAAUGUAAUUGCAGUUGAUAUGAAUAAAGAUUCUGCUUCUUCUUACUUGCUUGAGUCUAAAUGUUUAUGGCAUGAACGUUUGGGACACGUUAAUAACAAAACCUUGCGAAAACUGAUUAACUUAAAUGAAGUCAUUGUAUGCCUAUAUGUGGAUGACAUGCUGAUAAUGAGCAAGGACAUUGCCAAUAUAAAAGCUACUAAGCGUAUGCUUGCUAGGUUAAACAUUGAAGGAAUGCAUCUACAACAAAUCAUUACAGCAUGGUGGGAACACAAGGCCUCACACAAGUUAACACAAAUAUUGAGAGCAAUUUCAGCUAUCAUAAUGUGGGCACUUUGGAAAAGGAGGAAUACUAGAAGACAUGGAAAAGAUCACUCUUUUAACUGGAUGAAUCAUCACUGUCAAGAGGCAAUACAUCAAUUGAUUAGAGUGAAGUUCCCUUGGCUCAAAAAGGUUCCAUAUCAAUGGAUGGAAAUUGUGGACAUGCUGCAGAGAUACAAACCUAUCCUUCACUAUCAUAUAGUGAACUGGAAACUACCGGAGGAAGGAUGGAUUAAAUGCAACACAAAUGAUGCUAGUAAAGGCAACCCAGGACAGAGUGCAUACAAAUAUAAUAUGACAAACAACAAUGGAGAUCUAGUGUAUGCUGAAGGAGAAGACAUAGGGGUGGCUACUAAUAUGGAAGCGGAAACAAUAGCUAUAUGGAAGGCCUUGCAAUUAUGUUUAGGGAAUGGAUUUCAGAAAGUCAUUCUUGAAAUAGAUUCACUUAGUUUAAAGAACAUGUCAAUCAGAAAUUGGAGAAUUCCUUGGGAAAUAGCUGAGAGAGUUGAAGAUAGUCAGGAGAUAAUGAAGCAUAUUAAUGUCCAAAUUAGGCAUACAUUCAGAGAAGCAAACCAACUAGCAGACUACAUUGCUAACAUAGCUAUUGGGACAACAAAAAAACAACAAUUUCAAGAAUACAAUCAGUUGCCAAGUUGGGGAAGGAGAAUAGUGAAUAUAGACAAGCAAUAG
This is a messenger RNA of Solanum stenotomum, 2763 nucleotides long. RefSeq lists its product as uncharacterized. The coding region runs from base 166 to 2763 and encodes 865 amino acids. The transcript is spliced from 6 exons. The record is from RefSeq and is a predicted model, not a curated record. NCBI's taxonomy places the organism in Eukaryota, Viridiplantae, Streptophyta, Magnoliopsida, Solanales, Solanaceae. Gene Ontology annotation, molecular function: zinc ion binding; RNA-DNA hybrid ribonuclease activity; nucleic acid binding.